AUGGAUGAAGACCACUCGGAUAAGGAGAACCUCGCGCCUCCCACCACCGAUGUCCCCUACCCAGCUCCACCCCUCCCCCUCAACUCCAAAGGAAACAUCUUCAAGAAACAACUCGCCAUCGACACGCACUAUGAACAUCACGCAUCUCCCGCCAAAACUUCCUCAAACCUCGCCCGCAAACGCCAGAAAUUGGGAGCGUUGAGCAACACUCCCCCACGGCCUUCGUAUGCCUCACAGAUGAGCAAGAUCUUCGCGGGGAGGACUGCCACGAAGAAUGAAGUCCCCACGCCGCCGGGGAUUCCGGAGGAUGCGAUGAAGGUGUUUAAUCACUUCAAGCAAGCGCUGCGAUGCGAGUCGAGUAGGGAGGAGAUUGGUUCACGAGAGCAGGGGAAAGACGACGACGACGGAACUUCAGAUUCCUCAAGCGCCUCAGACGCGCACAGCAGCUCAGGCGAGACAGCUGACUACAAAAACCACCUACGCACCGGAUCAGGACAAUCCACCAUCCCCCUCCUCCAACAAGAUCCUCCCACCAGAGCCGUCGACUCAGACCCCUUCGCCGGCCCCUCCCCGUCCUCGCACAACAGCCUCUCCUCCAUCUCCGAAACCACUCUCGCCGAGCUCAAAGCAGCCACAGCUCGCUCCUGGCCCUCUUCGCCCCUCCCAACCAACGCCCUCGAACGCGCGAUUCAUGCGUCCUUCCCUCCGACACCCUCACGAGAGGAGAGGCGCAGGACACUGAAUAUAGAUUUGAGGAAUACGCCGCCUCCGCCUCCACCGCCGUGUGUUGAGGCUGAGCCGAAAUCGGCGUCAUCGUCAACGGAGUCCUGGACGGGCGAUGAGCUCUUCUUCCCUCGGCUCCAGACCCAAAACCAAAACCAGCAGACAUCCCCAAUCUCCGUCUGCGUACCCUCACCAGCCAGAACAACCGCGCCCUCGCCCUCGCCGACAUCCCCCCUCGCGUCUCCCUGGGCGCCCUCGUCGACCACCACCCCCAACUCAACCUCCCGACCCUCGGUGCGGUUCUUCUCGCCCCUCCGCGCGAUCCGUCCGAAGAAUCGCUUCCACGUCCCCGUCGUGAGGAGUCCGAUGGGCCAGGGCGUGCCGUUGUGUAUGGAGGACCAUCCGGAGAGUGGAGGGAGUGAUGCUGAUGAUGAGGAUGAGGAUGGGGCCAGUGGGAGGGAGGUGAGCGAUUGA
Molecule: messenger RNA, 1197 nt
Organism: Zasmidium cellare ATCC 36951
Lineage: Eukaryota; Fungi; Ascomycota; Dothideomycetes; Mycosphaerellales; Mycosphaerellaceae
Exons: 2
Coding region: 1-1197 (398 amino acids)
Source: RefSeq, a predicted model, not a curated record